Molecule: messenger RNA, 399 nt
Organism: Lachancea dasiensis
Lineage: Eukaryota; Fungi; Ascomycota; Saccharomycetes; Saccharomycetales; Saccharomycetaceae
Source: the annotation of a GenBank genome assembly
AUGGCUAGAAAACUAGAAUGGCAGCAAGUGGGUGUCUCAUCGGGACCCAGCUUCCUCUCUCCAGGUUACAUCACAGCCAAAAAUAGUGAGUUGUUAUUCACUUCUGGUUGUGUGGGAAAUGAUCCAAAAACGGGUGAGUAUCCAGUGGAAGUGGAGGAGCAAGCCAAAAACGCGAUGGAAAAUUUAAAGACGGUGCUCUCUGCGGCUUCCACUAGCAUUGACAAUGUGUUGAAGGUGCUGCUAUUUGUUUCAGAUGGCAGCUACGCCCCUGCAGUAAACAAGAUUUACCAGGAAUACUUCCCUGGCAAACCUGCCAGAAGUUGCAUUGUGGUGAGCUUUCCUGAUCCCAAGUUGAAGGUCGAGCUCGAAUGUGUUGCCGAGAUCCCAGAAAGUAAGUAG